Messenger RNA from Zeugodacus cucurbitae (melon fly), 2735 nucleotides. It is a transcript of the gene Gbs-76A, whose product is annotated as glycogen-binding subunit 76A. The transcript is spliced from 3 exons. Gene Ontology annotation, biological process: regulation of glycogen biosynthetic process. Gene Ontology annotation, cellular component: protein phosphatase type 1 complex. Bases 345 to 2162 code for a protein of 605 amino acids. Gene Ontology annotation, molecular function: glycogen binding; protein phosphatase 1 binding. The record is from RefSeq and is a predicted model, not a curated record. NCBI's taxonomy places the organism in Eukaryota, Metazoa, Arthropoda, Insecta, Diptera, Tephritidae.
CCACUAAUGGAAAGUUAUUUUAAAGAAAUAGUAAAAUAUUAGCAUUGGCAUGAAAGCAGCUGUGAAAAUUUAAUAAUAUCACGCGGUUCUCAAGUGACUUAUACAAAAAAAAAAACAAAAAAAAAAAAAUACAAAAAUAAUCUCAAAAUAUAAAUAAACAAAUUUAACAUUGAAAUAAUUGAAUUAAUAAAUUUAUUUAUUUUUCAACUUGGCGACUAUGAAAACUCUUGCCAAAAAUUAGUUACUUUUGCAUUUUUUAUCAAGUGGAAAAUCUGAAUCUGAAAAAUUUCUGCGCAGUGAAAUUAAUUAAUCGCUUUUAAUGAUCGAGUCUCUGGUUAAGGCCAAUGAACGGUCCCGGCGAUAUUCCUUUGAAUGAGAAUAGUAGCACCCCCGACACAAAAUCCUGCAGUAUAAUAUCUGUAAUUCCCACACUAGGCAUGUCAUCAUGUCGUGGUAGAGCCGAGGCUUUCGCGCGUAGUUUAUCCUCCAAGUUACGCACAUUGGGCACACAGAAUGACGAUGGCGUACUAUCGCCCGAGGAGGUGUCUAUAAUCAAUGAAAACAACUCAACAAACACAUGGAAAACCACAAAUGACUCUGAGCAAGCGGUCACCGACUUGCAACCGCUACGUCAUGAGUCCGAUUCGUUCUUCGAUUUUGACUGUGAACUAGAAAGUCCAGGCAGUCCAGUUGAUGAGUGUGAGUAUUUGCGACUUAUCGAGACAGCAUCGAAUACACCACACAAUUCGGCGGCCGAAUCCGGUUGUAUUUGUGCGUCGACCUCAAGUAGUCGCGGUUCCACAGAUGUGCCGUACUUUGAUCACAUUCAUAAUGAGGAAGCUACAAGUGUCGCACCUGAUUUUGUGCCUACACUACACAAUGGCUAUGACACGAAUGAGCAUGCGCAUGACACACCUGAUGAUGUGUCUGCAGAGAAUUGCAAAAAUCAGGACGAAAUUGAUAAUACAGCGGCUGCAAAGAAGGAACUACAAGACGAGCCUUUGGUGGAGCUACAGAAAAAUGACGAAACUUUAACAACUGUGGAUUUGGCAACCAUACAAGAUGAGAUUAUCAAUGAACUGCAAGAACAUAGCGCACGCAUUGGUAAUAUUAUUGAGACCAUGCAAAUACAAGCAAAUAACGAAAACAAUAUUGCUUACGAAACAUUGCACACUAAUCUCUCCAAUGGCAACACUGAAACUGAUGCACAUAUAAAUCUUGACAAUAUCGAGCAAUUGCACACUGAGACGACUGAAACCAGCAAUACGGAAAAUACCGCCCAAAAUGAAGUACAAAUAGGGUUAGACUCGUUAGAAACAGACGAGUCGACGACCCGUACAAGCACUCAGGAAACCACUGAAACUAAUCAUACACCAAAAAAAACCAAAGAAGAAAAGUCCGCAUUCGAUGGACACGAAGAGGACGAAGACGAUUGUCGGCCGCAACGUGUAAGGCGCUGCUCGUCCUUGAAAACCGGUAAAACACCACCGGGUACACCAGGUCGCAAGAAAAUAGUGCGUUUUGCGGAUGUGUUGGGACUCGAUUUGGCCGAUAUCAAAACGUUUCUCGACGAAAUACCAACAAUACCGAAAUCUGCAUUUGAAGAUUUGGAAGUAUUGGAAUCGGAACCACCCAUACAGCUUGGACCAAAAUCUGACAAGCUGCUAAUGCCGCUAUUUCAGCAGCCCGGUGGACUGCCGAACUUUUUGGAUCUUGUGCGCGAGAAGCAAGUUUCACUGGAGAACGCAGCGGUAACGGAUCACAUCAAUCAGACGAUUACCGGCACGGUGCGCGUACGUAAUUUGGAUUUUAACAAGUCAGUGCACAUACGUUACUCACUGGAUAAUUGGCGUAGCUAUGCCGAUUUGCAGGCGAACUAUGCCGAAAACUCUUGCGAUGGCUUUUCUGAUAAGUUCACCUUCUUUCUGUUCGGUAAUUCCUUGCAAAUUGGUCAGCGCAUUGAAUUCGCUGUACGUUUCCAAUGUAAAGGCCAACAGUUUUGGGAUAACAAUUAUGGAACUAAUUACUGCUUCCAAUGCUUGCCAGCUUCAACGCCCGCUAGUGCAACCACGCAGCCAAUACACGUGCGGACGACCACAAGUCACACGGCUGGCUUGUUUAGUCCGACCGUCGGUGAUGCAUGGUGCAGCUCCUUCUACUAGGGUAUUGGAGACAUGUUGAGCGAUGAAAUGUUAAAGAAACCAAAUAAAUAUAUAUAUAUAUAUAUUACAAUGUUAUUAAUACAGUGCAGCUGCAUACGAACACACACAAACACACACACACAUAUAUAUAUAUAUACACGAAUAUACACCACAUAGAUAUAGACAUUUAGCAAAAGAAUUCAGGGAAAAUACUCUCAAGACUCCUACUAACUAUCCACCUACAUACAUACAGACAUACAUACAUGCAUACAUAUAACAAGUGAACCCACCCUUCCAAAGCCAAAGAACAAGCAAAAUCACGAACGUUACAUUCAUAUAUACUUAUUAUAUGUAUGGAAUUAUGUAUAGUUUUUGUAAAUAUUAACACACUAUAAAUCUACAGACAUGUAUGUACGUAUAUGCACACAUCCAUACAUACAUACAGACAAAAUAAGAAUAAUUUACUUAUAGUAUAUUAUACUAUAUAUGUGAACAGAUGCCUAAAAACUAAAUUAUUUUAACAACAAUUUAGUCACGCACACAUAUACACAUACAAACAAUAAAAUAGCGGGUUAGCAGCCUAUAAUAUACUCA